AUGACUCAGUAUAACAAUUCAGCCGAGCUCUCUCUCCAGAACACAGCAAAUAAGUCAUUAAAUUUCACUGACACACCAUUGGUUUUGGAUGAAAGGACACUGUUAGGGCUGAAGAUUUCACUGUCAGUCCUUCUGUCUGUUAUAACUUUGGCAACGAUCCUUGCAAAUGUUUUUGUUGUUAUUACAAUUUUUCUGACUAGAAAGCUCCACACACCCGCAAAUUACCUCAUUGGCUCCUUGGCAGUGACUGAUCUUUUAGUGUCUGUCCUAGUAAUGCCCAUCAGUAUUGCUUACACUGUCACCCACACAUGGGCCUUUGGCCAAGUGUUGUGUGAUAUCUGGUUAUCAUCAGACAUCACAUGCUGCACAGCCUCAAUCCUACACCUCUGUGUUAUUGCGCUGGACAGAUACUGGGCUAUCACAGAUGCUUUGGAAUAUACCAAACGCCGAACUGCUGGCCGAGCAGCACUCAUGAUUGCUGUGGUAUGGAUGAUCUCUAUUAGUAUUUCUGUGCCACCUUUUUUCUGGAGGCAGGUGAAAGCUCAUGAAGAAAUUGCAAAGUGUACUGUGAACACAGAUCAAAUUUCCUACACAAUUUAUUCUACUUGUGGAGCUUUCUACAUCCCAACUGUGCUCCUCCUGAUACUGUAUGGUAGAAUUUAUGCAGCAGCUCGAUCCAGGAUUCUGAAGCCACCCUCAUUGUAUGGGAAACGUUUCACUGCGGCACACCUGAUUACCAGCUCUGCUGGGUCUUCACUCUGCUCUAUUAAUGCUAGCCUUCACGAAGGGCAUUCCCACGCAGGUGGAUCCCCAAUAUUUAUCAGUCAUGUUAAAAUAAAACUUGCAGAUAGUGUUCUGGAAAGGAAAAGAAUUUCUGCUGCAAGAGAAAGGAAAGCCACCAAAACUUUAGGCAUUAUUCUGGGAGCUUUCAUUUUCUGCUGGCUGCCUUUUUUUGUCAUGUCCCUAGUCCUACCAAUCUGCCAAGAUGCUUGUUGGUUUCAUCCCAUCCUACUGGACUUUUUUACAUGGCUAGGUUACUUAAACUCACUGAUCAAUCCAGUCAUUUAUACAGCUUUUAAUGAAGAAUUUAAACAUGCUUUCCAGAAACUAAUACAUUUCAAAAAGUGUUUGUCUUGA
Messenger RNA from Eurypyga helias (sunbittern), 1137 nucleotides. RefSeq names its product 5-hydroxytryptamine (serotonin) receptor 1D, G protein-coupled (gene HTR1D). NCBI's taxonomy places the organism in Eukaryota, Metazoa, Chordata, Aves, Eurypygiformes, Eurypygidae. Gene Ontology annotation, cellular component: plasma membrane; dendrite. Gene Ontology annotation, molecular function: neurotransmitter receptor activity; G protein-coupled serotonin receptor activity. The coding region runs from base 1 to 1137 and encodes 378 amino acids. The transcript has a single exon. Gene Ontology annotation, biological process: regulation of locomotion; vasoconstriction; smooth muscle contraction. The record is from RefSeq and is a predicted model, not a curated record.